GAGAGAGAGGUUGCAGUGAGGCAGAGGGGCGGGGGACAGAGAGACAGAGAGCCGCACAUUAAGACAGUCGUGCUUCUGCGAAAGCUUGGUCUAUCUAACAGCAGGGUCAGUCCAAGGAAAGGACGCAGCAGGGUCACUUUUUAUUUUUUAUUUUUUUUUAUAGCGCAUCUAACGCGCCACAUCUCCAAACAGCGUUUCACUAAUGUCCACCAAAUGGUGAGGAGGACAUGUCUCAGGAGAUAAAAAUCCCGUUUUGAUUUGGACUAGUCUGCCCGAGAGUUACCGUGAAGUCGGCUGGAAAUGAACUCUGAAGAUACACGUCGGUCUCAGAGCAUUCAUGAUAAGAGUUGGCGCUUCUCCUCCCUCUCCAUCCACGUGAGAAGUUUGACCGGAGCUGGCUGAAGGCAGGCUACCUGUGUUUUCCGAUUGGCUGUUUAAUCUUUGUAGAAACCAGUGACUGGACGACUGUUUCACAGGACACUGAGGGUUGCAUGCAUCAGUGCCAAAAAAAAUUGCAUUACGUGGGAGACUUCUGCUAAGGAGACACAGAGACAUUUCUGAAGGAUGGCAGCUGAGCAAGGACGCACACAGCGGAACGGACGCAGUGACGCUGCGGCCGGAGAACCGAGCUCCUCACCCUGCACCAGCCUGAAGAUGUUUCUGGUGGCUUUGUCCUUUGCCUAUUUUGCAAAGGCUCUGUCGGGGAGCUACAUGAAGAGCACAAUAACUCAGCUGGAGAGGCGCUUUGACAUCCCUAGUUACCUAAUAGGUGUCAUUGACGGGAGCUUCGAGAUAGGUAACCUGCUGGUGAUAGCUUUCGUCAGCUACUUUGGGGCCAAGCUCCAUCGGCCAAAGAUCAUUGCAGUGGGUUGUGUACUGAUGUCCAUUGGCACCUUCAUCAUCGCUCUGCCUCACUUCAUCAUCGGACGCUAUCAAUUUGAAACAUCUGUGCGGUGGGUAGUGAACUCAACACUGAACCCCUCUCCUUGUCCAGUGGGCUCACAAGCAGAUCUCACCCAAGGUGGUAAGCUGCCUGAUGUGCCACCCACAGGUUGUGAAGGCGAGUCCAACCUGUCGAUGUGGAUCUAUGUUCUCCUGGGGAAUGUCUUGCGGGGCAUUGGAGAGACGCCUGUUCAGCCGCUUGGGAUCUCAUAUAUUGAUGAUUUUGCUACUGAGGAGAAUGCUGCGCUAUAUGUUGGCUGUGUGCAGACCAUUUCUGUGGUUGGGCCUGUGUUCGGCUACCUAUUGGGCUCCCUUUGUGCCAAAAUCUAUGUGGACAUUGGAUUUAUAAAAAUGGAAACUAUCACCAUAACCCCAGCAGACUCCCGCUGGGUGGGGGCCUGGUGGUUGGGCUACCUCAUAGCUGGGGCCAUCACCCUGCUCUCUGCCAUCCCAUUCUGGUUUCUGCCCCGCUCCCUACCCAUGUCUGGGCGCCAGGGCCCAGGAAAGUGCACACCAGAGCAGACAAGUUUCAUUAAAGGCUCUCCUCUUCUGAAGCACAAAUAUCCUGCAGAUGACAAUACUAGUUUAAUAGAGAUGGCCAAAGACUUUAUUCCGACCCUGAGAACUCUGCUGGGACACCCGGUGUAUUUGAUCUACCUGUGUGUGACAAUCAUCCAGCUGAACUCCCUCAUUGGCAUGGUCACCUACAAGCCGAAGUACAUUGAGCAGCACUUCAGGCAGUCUGCCUCAAAGGCCAACUUUCUGAUGGGUGUGAUCAAUAUCCCUGCAGUGGCAUUGGGGAUGUUUUCUGGAGGUGUACUGAUGAAGAGGCUGAAGCUGAACAUCAUGGGAGCAGCCAGGUUUGCCUUUGGCACAUCGCUGAUCGGUUAUGUCCUGUCACUGUUCUUCUUUGCAAUGAGCUGCGAGAAUGCCAAGGUAGCCGGGGUGACACUUUCAUACGACAGUGUGGAUAUGAUAUCUUAUGAUAAACACUCAGUGUUCACAGCCUGCAACUCAGAUUGUUUUUGUUCAGCGAGUGAAUGGGACCCAGUCUGUGGAGACAACGGCAUCACAUAUGUUUCUCCCUGUCUUGCUGGCUGCAGCAGGUCUACUGGCUCAGGAAAAAACACAGUCUUCUCAAACUGUAGCUGUGUCGGUGUGACUGGUAACUUUACGGCCAGUACAGGUCAGUGCCUUCACACGGACGACUGUGACAGGAUGUUCCCGUACUUCCUGGCUCUUUCUGUCAUCACUUCCUUUAUCAUCUCUCUUGGUGGGACACCAGGCUACAUGAUUCUCAUCAGGUGCAUCAAACCACAGCUGAAAUCUUUGGCCUUGGGUUUCCAUGCUCUGGCAACACGCACCCUUGCGGGGAUCCCAGCACCUAUCUACUUUGGAGCAAUCAUUGACACUACAUGUCUAAAAUGGGGUCAGAAGAGGUGUGGAGGCAUCGGAGCCUGUAGAAUCUACAACACCACUGCCUACAGGAUAGCAUACCUGGGUCUGACUCUGAGCCUGCGGACUAUCUCGUUCAUUAUUUGCAUCCCGGGCUUCAUUCUGCUCAGUCGACAGCUGAAGAAGGAGGAAAGAAACGGCACCCAUGGAGCUUUGGCAAACGGUGCGACAGAGCUGGAGGCGCUCAGGAAGGAAGAGUUUGUGAUUUGUAAUUCUGACCAAUCACAACAAACCUCGGACAACAGCACAGACAGGGAGACGCGGCUGUGACAGAUCCGGCAGAACUGACCAUCCUUGUCUCUUUCACACACACGCACGCACACACACAUGUACACACAUCCAUCUAUCCAUUCAUUUUCCUUCUGCUAACCUGGGGUUGGGUCACGGUGGCAGCAACUUUAGCAGGGUUGUUCUAGACAUCCCUCUCCCAAGCAAUGUAUUCCAGCUACUCCUGGGGGGGGGGCCAGCCAGAUGGGCCAUAUCGUCUCCUUAGCGGGUUCUGGGUCUGCCCCGGGGUCUCCUGCAAGUUGAACAUUCCCUGAACACCUCCAAAGAAAGGCCCCCUAGGAGGCAAUCUGCUCCACCUGAACCACCUGAGCUGGCAUCUUUCAACACGAAGGAGCAGCGGCUACAAUGUCUGUAUGACUGCUGUCGCUGUAAUCCACCUGUUGAUCUCACACUCCAUUUUCCCACCUUUCAUAAAUAACACCUCAAGAUACUUAAACUCCUUCGCUUGGGGAGCAACUUAUCACCAUUCUCCGGGCAGAGCAUCAUGGCCUCAGACUUGGAGGUGCUGAUUCUCAUCCUCAUAGAUCUCAUACAUACACAUACACACACAUACAUAUACACUGUAUGAGUGAUACUGUACACAUACACACACAAAUGAGAUUUGCAGGGAAUCACAUGUUGUAUCCAAUCAUCUCAUAUAAAGCAUAAAUUCUAUAUUUGUACUACUGGACCUGUGAAGGCUUUUUGAAUUUGACAAAAUUGAUAUAACUGAAGUAUUUCUUGAAUGUACAUGCUGUUAUUUUUUGUUUUGUUUUUUUCCUUACGAAGAAAAAUACAACUAUUUUCCUUUUUUUUUAAAUGAUGGCACAAGAGAUUAGAUGGGAAAUGUGACUUGUACAGACUAAAAAGAAAACAUAAUAUAAUUCUGAAAAACCAGCAUUUAUAGCGCUGCCUCUGUGGAUUUUUUUUUUCCUUCAAAUGAAGUUUUUCUUCCUGACAUCACUGUUCCUGAACAGAAGAGGAGAAGUGGCCUUAUACACCAGAGGCACUAAAUAAUAAUAAUAAUAAAAAAAAACAAAUAAAUAAAGAUUAGGGGAAAACAGGCCUUCAAAGAGACAGGAAGUGAGUUAUUUUUAAGAUUUUUAAAUAGGAAAGAAAAACAGGCUGUUGUGGAAAUAUGUGUUUGAACAUGUAUUCCAGUAACUUUUAGAGGGCUUGGCGGUUGUUGAUUCGACUUAUGUGCCUCAUUCACUCAACAGUUACCUCUAAAUCACAGGUCACCUGUCUUACUGAUGGAGAGCAAUUUUGUAACAUUUUUGAACAGAUAUCUGAAUAGUAUUUCGUUUGACUUUUAAAUUUCAGACUGAAUGUAUGUCUCACUUAAGAGACUUUAGAAAAAUUCAUUUCUGAAAAAGUUUGUGUUCUACUUUUAGUCCAGGAUUGACUGCAUUGCAGUUUGUGUUGUGUGCUUUUUGGAUGUGAACUUGUUCUUUUGGUUUUCAUACAUAUUAAAAUGGAAAUUUUAUUUCAGUGGGAUCUGCCUACCUGUUUGUCUAGUGGAGGCUGCUCUGAUUUCCACAAGGAUGCAGGACCAUGUUUUUAUACUUUAAGCCAGCACCUCUAAACUCAUAGAUCUACUAUUAGUUGCAUUAUCAAGAUUAUACAGCACACUAAACAUCACGUCAUGACACUGAUAAUUAGGAACAGACUAAAUUUGCUGCAGCAGGCUCUGGUAAACCUUUUAUUUGAGGCGGAUGACUGAGGUGAAUGCUUGCUCUUGUGGUGGCCAUGUGUUGUGCCUUGGAAGAGGCCGAGUUUGUGCUGUUGCACUGUGUGUUAAGUAGCACAGGAAAUGUGCAUUUAUGUUACUGAUGUGUAUAAGCGCUUUUGUUUCCAGAUCUCCAGCCAUUGCUAUACAAUAUGUGUCAUUGGUCAGCCUGUUUUUAGGUUAUGUUGGAGUUUGUUUUUUUUGUGUGUGUGUGUGUAUUUUAGCACAUGCAUGAACUCCUGUGCCAAAACCCACAAAUCAAUGAAACAUCAUGGUCUAUUCUCAGGUUUUUCCUAAGGAUUUUAUUCUCGCAUACAGCUUCAUUCCAUUUGUUCGAAAUCUGUCAAAACUAACUCCUCAAAGUAAAAUAAAUCGACUUCUGAGCUACUGUAUCUAAGAUCUAAGAUAAUUAUUUUAAAAUGUAUAGUGUAUUAUCAUUUUUUAAGGCUUUAUUGCCCAAAUGGAUUAUGAACCAUGUUGGCAACCUGCAGUUAGGUGUUGACUGUAUUGUCUUUUGAAUUCAGGUUGAGUUUCAGGCACAGAUAAAAGUACAGACUCAGAGGAAAAGCAAAGCCGUAUAGAGGAAGGAAUUCAUUAUCUCAGCAAUGUAAGGCAUUUACUUGCAUUAAAGAAAUCAGAAUGUAAAUAAUUUUCUUGGAUUAUUUUUGUAAAAUUUCAAAGAAUAUCUUAAAUGUUAUAUGAAAAUAAAACUUUUAAUAUCCAAUCAAUUACUGUGUUGGUGUUUUUUUAUUCAAUUAUUCCAAACAAGGCACAGUAUAAAGAAAUGUGUCUUUAUUCAACAAAAUGUACACCAUCUGAAUAAAAAGGCACUUCAUUCUUCAACUUAAAUGUGGGUACACAACGUGAAGGGACAUUUCUGUAAUUUUAUGACUUCAAAAGUAACUAUAGUUAUUAAAAGUAAAACAUAGAGAACACUGAAGCAUCUGGUGAAUAUAGUCUCUGCUCUUCUUUCACAGUGACAAGGCUCUGUCUGAAUAACGGAAAUAUAUAACAAUCUAUACAGCCCCUUUCAUGACACAUACAUGACAUCUUGCACUGACCUCAAAAUAAACACUUGAAACAUGCUGUGCAGCAAAUAUACAACAAUUUGGACCUCCUGCGGUUUAGAAACAUACACAAGAUAUAUAACUCUGAUCUUGGUCCUAGAUUCAAUCUUAUUUUAUUGUAAACCAUAUGUAGGAUCAUGGGUGGUUGAAUCCAAUUUUCUAUCACUACAGAAUCAGUUUUAUUUAUAUCUACACACACGGUGUCAGAUUCUAAGGAAUACAUGAGGGAAACCAAGAGAACAAAAGCACUGGAUGGUGGAAACUUUCAAUGAUUCACCAGCACUACUAAAAGAAAAACCAAACAUAUAUCAUCAGCUGUGGUACAACAAAAACAUGUCAGGAUGAUUUGCCUAAGUGCAACAGUAUAUGCAAACUAUAUUUGCACAGCCAUGGAACUCAAACUGAAUUUACAUACUAUUGUCAAGCUCAAAGUGGGUGCGGCAGGUGUCCCUGCUACACCCGGGAAUGAAGAAGCAAACCCUUGGUAUCAAAAUACAUUCACAGCCGUUUUACCACUGGUAACUCUAGUUUACGACAAAUAUUUGCGCUCCCUCCACACUGCGCGCCUGGCUAAUAACAAAUAAAACAACAACCGUCCUUGGCGUAUAUUUCUUUAACAUAUUAAGUGCUCUGUGAUCAAACCUGACUUAAUUCUCUCCAAUUACCUAAUCUGCCUGAUAGAGUGUGUUAUGAAAAACAAACAGUCUGCUUAGUCACACUGUGCCAGGCAGAAACAGGAAAUAAUCCAAUAAUACACAUUCCAUUUAAGAUAGUCUGAUGCCGUCAUAAAAAAAAAAAAAA
Larimichthys crocea (large yellow croaker) is the source of this 6261-nucleotide messenger RNA. Its product is annotated as solute carrier organic anion transporter family member 1C1. Gene Ontology annotation, molecular function: protein binding. The coding region runs from base 565 to 2667 and encodes 700 amino acids. Gene Ontology annotation, cellular component: basolateral plasma membrane. Gene Ontology annotation, biological process: transmembrane transport; sodium-independent organic anion transport. Lineage: Eukaryota; Metazoa; Chordata; Actinopteri; Sciaenidae. The record is from RefSeq and is a predicted model, not a curated record. The transcript has 15 exons.